This is a messenger RNA of Enhydra lutris kenyoni (northern sea otter), 1300 nucleotides long. Its product is annotated as small regulatory polypeptide of amino acid response-like. The transcript has a single exon. The record is from RefSeq and is a predicted model, not a curated record. The coding region runs from base 124 to 357 and encodes 77 amino acids. Lineage: Eukaryota; Metazoa; Chordata; Mammalia; Carnivora; Mustelidae.
ACAAGGAGCGCGGCUGGAAGAGCGGGGUGCCUGCUACCACCCAGAACCCCCUGGUGCGUAUGGGGAGCUAAGACUCUAAGACACACCCCUGGUUGCUCAGCCGGUCAGCUGCUGUGCUGGGCUAUGGAAACAGCAGUGAUUGGAGUGGUGGCGGUGCUGUUUGUGGUCACCGUAGCCAUCACCUGCCUCCUGUGCUGUUUCAGCUGUGACUCGAGGGCCCAGGAUCCUCAGGGGGGCCCUGGCCACAGUUUCACGGUAGCCACGUUUCGCCAGGAGGCUUCUCUCUUCACAGGCCCGGGUCGCCAUACCCAGCCUGCGGCAGCGGUGGGUGCCCGGGACUUCUGGACCUUCAUGUGAGGCCUCUCAGUUCCUAGGAUUUGUUUUGCUGGUGAGUCAGACCCACUCACCCACCAGCAAGCCUUCCUGCUGUUCCACUACUUCAAGUCUGGCCUUCCUGGCCUUCCCUGCCUGUUGUAUUCGGCAAACUCCCAGUGCCAUCCCAUCCCAGCUUGCUGUGUCUGCCAGCCUGGUAGAUCUGCAGGGCCAGGACCAGGUGGAAUUCAGCUCUGACCCCUGAGAACUCAGCUGGACCCUGCCCACAGGAUGGGGCCUAGGGGAGGCCUGAAGAGUGAGUGACUGGGUCAGAUUGCACGGGGGCCAGCUCUACAGACUAACGGUGGUAUGACUGGAGUUUAUCAGGAACAGAGGGCUAGUUCACUCAGGUUAUCCCAGCAUGCUGGUGAAACUGGUUCUGUUGCCACCAGAAGAAAGAGUGCCCUCGAGUGAACAUUUUUACAUUUUUAUAUGCUCUGCUGAGGGAGUCGUUUGGUUCCUUGCCAGGGCACAACGCACAGAACUCAGCCCUGAGACCAGUCCCCUGCCGAUUGUCUGAAAUUAGACCUGCAGUUCUGCAACCAAAAGACUGCUUCCUUGGGAACCAAGCAUUUAUUUUAUUAUUGAAAAUGUAUAUCCUUAUAUAGGUUUCUCAAGAACCAGUGUUGAAAACUACAAAAUGAAACAGAAGAGAAAAAAACAUGGUCACAGAAAGUACAAGCUGUUUGAUUAACAGGAAAGCCAGAAAGAAGACUUUGAAACAUAUUUUGAAUGAGACUAUAUUACUGUCUUCUUAUAGGUCACUUGUGCUCUUAGAGAAUGUGAAUGACUUGCAUCAUUAGGAAUGAUGGAAAAAUCAUGAACUGAAAGAUAAUCCCAAAUAAGUUAAAAUGUUAUGUUACAUCAAAAAAGCCUGUAACAAAGCUCUUGUUUUCAUCACAAAUAAAGAGAUGUUCAGUUUUUAUUA